GUCCUUGGAGCUGCAGCCCUUCUCCCUCAAGCCCCUCCUACGCAGAGCCAUGGCUUAUGAGACGAUGGAGCGGUACCGACAGGCCUACGUGGAUUACAAGACCGUGCUACAGAUAGAUAUCAGUGUGCAGGCUGCACAUGACAGUGUUAACAGGAUCACGCGGUUACUGAUAGAGCAGGAUGGAGAGCAGUGGAGAGAGAAACUACCUGAGAUCCCUCUAGUCCCACUGUCAGCUCAGCAGCACCGCAGGGAGGAACCACCCAGCGCGGAGGUCCUACAGGCCAGAGCAGAGAAGGCCAAGCACCACGCAGCUCAAAAAGCAGAAGUCUGUUUCAAUUCACUGAAACAAGAAGGAAAUGAGUUUGUGAAGAAAGGCCAGUUCCAGGAGGCUCUGAGGACGUACAGUGAAUGUCUGAAACUGAAGCCAGAGGAAUGUCCCAUCUACACCAACAGAGCGCUGUGCUUCCUGAAGCUAGAUUUGUUUGCUGAAGCCAAGCAGGACUGUGACUCUGCCCUGAGGCUGGAGCCAGCCAAUAAGAAGGCCUUCUACAGACGGGCCAUGGCCAAUAAAGGCCUCAAGGACUACCUGGCAUGCAGCUCUGACCUGCAGGAGGUGUUACAGCAGGAUCCCAACGUAGCGGAGGCUGAGAAGGAGCUGGAGGAGGUCACUCUGCUGCUCAGACAGAGUCUGGCCCGGGGAUCACCUAGCAACCCCAGGAGGACUGUACCCAUCACCGAGGUUGAGGGGACUGAGGACGAAGACCGGCAGGCUGCAGAGCCAGACAGGACGAAAGCAGCAGAAUCAGAGACAGGAGAAACAUCAACCCCAGGUCCACCAGAGAACCACUGUGGAGGAGGAGGACGAGGAGGAAGAGGAGGAGAGGAGGCAAUAACCAUCAACCUCCAGCCCUCGAACGCCUAUGAGUUCAACCAGUCCCUGAACGCAGCGCGGGCCCAGUCCAACCUCCCAGCCUGUGCUGAGCUGCUGAGCUGUGUCCCCCCUGAGACUCUGCCCGUCUACCUCAGUAAUCAGCUGGACGGACACACAGUCAGCUUCAUUAUGCAGGCCCUGGAAACACAGCUCCUACAGGAGGACCCUAACCUAGUCUACCAGCACCUCAACCAUCUACAUACUGCUGACAGGUUCUCGGUAGUCGUGAUGCUGCUCGAGACGAGUGAACAUGAUCAGGUGACUCGGCUGUUUGACCGUCUGUCUGCUGUGGACAGUGAUUCCUUCAGUAAGAACGAUGUGCAGAACCUGGCCAACAAGUACAUCUGACCUCUAACCUCUGACCCUGUCUGGCCUGCUGGAGCGCGUCCCAAACAGGCCCCUAUUACCUAGUGCACUAUGGAGGGAAUAAGGCACCAUUUGGGACGGUAGUAGGGCGCCUUCAACAUCGCAGCAGACUUUAAAUACGAGUCCAGACUGCAAAUCACCUUUUAUCAUAAAUAACUACUCAAUAUUAUUUUAUAGGUCAAGUCACAAUUUACCCAUGAUACAUCACGGUUUUGCUGUUCUCAAACACGGCCCUUCACUCUGGCCUGCGUGAAGCUUCCGACAUACUGGAUCUAUGCAACGUUACACAACACGACGCCGAAGCUGCUGAACGUACUCAGAGCGUUACGGACCCAAACCGACCUGGUUCGUUCUCUCAAGUUCUCUCGGAUAUAGUAUCACAUCUCUACCUACCGUUACUAGGUAUUUCUCCUUCCAAAGACCUGUUUCGUUCUCUCAAGUUCUCUCGGAUAUAGUAUCACAUCUCCACCUACCGUUACUAGGUAUUUCUCCUUCCAAAGACCUGUUUAUUUUAACCCGGAUCUGUUUUAGCGUUAGUUGACUGGCAGUACAUGUUGAAAUGCUGUGAAAUAUUUAGCUUUUAGAACAUUGAUGCAUAGGUCUAAUGUACAAGAUAUCUGCAAGCAUCCCCUUCUGGGUCCAUGUACUGCGGGCCAGGUCCCUUCUGGGUCCAUGUACUGCGGGCCAGGUCCCUUCUGGGUCCAUGUACUGCGGGCCAGGUCCCUUCUGGGUCCAUGUACUGCGGGCCAGGUCCCUUCUGGGUCCAUGUACUGCGGGCCAGGUCCCUUCUGGGUCCAUGUACUGCGGGCCAGGUCCCUUCUGGGUCCAUGUACUGCGGGCCAGGUCCCUUCUGGGUCCAUGUAGUGCGGGCCAGCCCUCUUCUGGGUCCAUGUAGUGCGGGCCAGCCCUUCUGGGUCCAUGUAGUGCGGGCCAGCCCUUCUGGGUCCAUGUACUGCGGGCCAGCCCUUCUGGGUCCAUGUAGUGCGGGCCAGCCCUUCUGGGUCCAUGUACUGCGGGCCAGCCCUUCUGGGUCCAUGUAGUGCGGGCCAGCCCUUCUGGGUCCAUGUACUGCGGGCCAGGUCCCUUCUGGGUCCAUGUACUGCGGGCCAGCCCUUCUGGGUCCAUGUAGUGCGGGCCAGCCCUUCUGGGUCCAUGUACUGCGGGCCAGGUCCAUUCUCCAGGCUGCAGAACCAUUUCAAAUCAGAUAACAACCAUAACAAUUGUAUGACUACUUUUCCAGGCUGCUUGACUGGCCAAUAGGAGUUUGAUUUGUACCGGGUAGGAAAUCAAAUGUGGAAGGGACAAUGAAUUCCAAGCUCGAACACAUAACGACUUGAAUUGACCGGGCUAGCGUUAGCCCCAGAGGCUAUUCAGAAAACAACAUUGUUGUAUUACAGCUUGUAUCAUCCUGAUAUUAAACUAGAUUAAUGCAUGCUGCAUAAUCACAAUAUUAACCGUAUAACAAUCCAAAAAGCACUAUUUCCUCUGGGGUUCAAGGAGUAUUUACCAUCCAUUCUCUGUCUAGAAAUACAAUGCUAGUUUUGGCAGUUGCCUGUUCUGUAUAUAACCUCACUUGUAUAAAAACAAUGAUGAAGCAUCUUACAAUGUGCACAAUACUAAUAAAUGCAAAGUAAUUGUGUAAAAACAUUUAUCUUUUGAAGUUAUGAAAAUGCCCCAGCAUCAGUCAGUCAGCCAGCCACCCUUCCAUCUGCAGUAGUCAGCAGCCUAAUGCUCUGUAACAUGCAGCCAAAAUGCCCCAGCAUCAGUCAGCCAGCCAGCCAGCCAGUCAGCCAGUAGAGCACCCUUCCUUCAGCAGUCUAAUGCUCUGUAACAUGCAGCCAAAAUGCCCCAGCAUCAGUCAGCCAGCCAGCCAGUCAGCCAGCCAGUCAGUCAGCCAGUAGAGCACCCUUCCUUCAGCAGUCUAAUGCUCUGUAACAUGCAGCCAAAAUGCCCCAGCAUCAGUCAGUCAGCCAGCCAGCCAGUCAGCCAGCCAGUCAGUCAGCCAGUAGAGCACCCUUCCUUCAGCAGUCUAAUGCUCUGUAACAUGCAGCCAAAAUGCCCCAGCAUCAGUCAGCCAGCCAGCCAGCCAGCCAGCCAGCCAGUCAGCCAGCCAGUCAGUCAGUCAGCCAGUAGAGCACCCUUCCUUCAGCAGUCUAAUGCUCUGUAACAUACAGUCAUGCUCACAGUGGGGAGAAGAGAAGCAGCAUCUUUGUCAGAUGUGCCUUUGGAUCUACACUGUUCUGUUGAGUACCCAUUUCAGAUGUUCUGUUCUGUUGUGUACCCAUUUCAGAUGUUCUGUUCUGUUGUGUACCCAUUUCAGAGGUUCUGUUGUGUACCCAUUUCAGAGGUUCUGUUGUGUACCCAUUUCAGAGGUUCUGUUGUGUACCCAUUUCAGAGGUUCUGUUGAGUACCCAUUUCAGAUGUUCUGUUCUGUUGUGUACCCAUUUCAGAUGUUCUGUUCUGUUGUGUACCCAUUUCAGAUGUUCUGUUCUGUUGUGUACCCAUUUCAGAUGUUCUGUUCUGUUGUGUACCCAUUUCAGAUGUUCUGUUCUGUUGUGUACCCAUUUCAGAGGUUCUGUUGUGUACCCAUUUCAGAGGUUCUGUUGUGUACCCAUUUCAGAGGUUCUGUUGUGUACCCAUUUCAGAGGUUCUGUUGAGUACCCAUUUCAGAGGUUCUGUUGUGUACCCAUUUCAGAGGUUCUGUUGAGUACCCAUUUCAGAUGUUCUGUUGUGUACCCAUUUCAGAUGUUCUGUUGUGUACCCAUUUCAGAGGUUCUGUUGUGUACCCAUUUCAGAGGUUCUGUUGUGUACCCAUUUCAGAUGUUCUGUUGUGUACCCAUUUCAGAUGUUCUGUUCUGUUGUGUACCCAUUUCAGAUGUUCUGUUCGUUGCAGAAGAAAAUAGUAUAUUUAAAAACAUUUAAAAUGACUUGUCAAAAUGUUAUAGUGUGUUCUUUCUUUCUUUGUCCACCUCAAAAGUAAUCUAAAUAAAUGAAUGUACCAUGUUGAAUUCAGGGAGACGAGCGGAGCGGCAGCUGUUUGUAGCCUGAAGCAAUAGCUGCAUGGUCAGCGGGCUAGCGGCUCAGUGAGGGAGACGCUUGGUUUAACCAUUCUAUAGCGAUAGCUGCAUGGUCAGCGGGCUAGCGGCUCAGUGAGGGAGACGCUUGGUUUAAUCAUUCUAUAGCGAUAGCUGCAUGGUCAGCGGGCUAGAGGCUCAGUGAGGGAGCCGCUUGGUUUAACCAUUCUAUAGCAAUAGCUGCAUGGUCAGCGGGCUAGCGGCUCAGUGAGGGAGACGCUUGGUUUAACCAUUCUAUAGCGAUAGCUGCAUGGUCAGCGGGCUAGCGGCUCAGCGGGCUAGCGGCUCAGUGAGGGAGACGCUUGGUUUAACCAUUCUAUAGCGAUAGCUGCAUGGUCAGCGGGCUAGCGGCUCAGUGAGGGAGACGCUUGGUUUAAUCAUUCUAUAGCGAUAGCUGCAUGGUCAGCGGGCUAGAGGCUCAGUGAGGGAGACGCUUGGUUUAAUCAUUCUAUAGCGAUAGCUGCAUGGUCAGCAGGCUAGCGGCUCAGUGAGGGAGCCGCUUGGUUUAACCAUUCUAUAGCAAUAGCUGCAUGGUCAGCGGGCUAGCGGCUCAGUGAGGGAGACGCUUGGUUUAACCAUUCUAUAGCGAUAGCUGCAUGGUCAGCGGGCUAGCGGCUCAGUGAGGGAGACGCUUGGUUUAAUCAUUCUAUAGCGAUAGCUGCAUGGUCAGCAGGCUAGCGGCUCAGGGAGGGAGCCCCUUGGUUUAACCAUUCUAUAGCAAUAGCUGCAUGGUCAGCGGGCUAACGGCUCAGUGAGGGAGACGCUUGGUUUAACCAUUCUAUAGCGAUAGCUGCAUGGUCAGCGGGCUAGAGGCUCAGUGAGGGAGACGCUUGGUUUAAUCAUUCUAUAGCGAUAGCUGCAUGGUCAGCGGGCUAGAGGCUCAGUGAGGGAGACGCUUGGUUUAACCAGUCUAUAGCAAUAGCUGCAUGGUCAGCGGGCUAGAGGCUCAGGGAGGGAGACGCUUGGUUUAACCAUUCUAUAGCAAUAGCUGCAUGGUCAGCGGGCUAGCGGCUCAGCGGGCUAGCGGCUCAGGGAGGGAGACGCUUGGUUUAACCAUUCUAUUCUACUAAAUAUGUAAAAACGUGUUUUAAGUCAAAAAUGUAAAUGGUUCUUUAACAAUAAAACUGGGAUAAAUACUUUAUACAGGAUUAUUUCUCUGAUACAAAUCACAAUGGUUGUGAAUAUAUUAAUGUUAUGAAAAACUGAAUAAAACUGAACACCAAUUGUC
This is a messenger RNA of Salvelinus namaycush (lake trout), 5599 nucleotides long. Its product is annotated as sperm-associated antigen 1A-like. The record is from RefSeq and is a predicted model, not a curated record. Gene Ontology annotation, cellular component: cytosol. NCBI's taxonomy places the organism in Eukaryota, Metazoa, Chordata, Actinopteri, Salmoniformes, Salmonidae. The annotation marks the transcript as partial. The transcript is spliced from 7 exons. Gene Ontology annotation, biological process: axonemal dynein complex assembly. Gene Ontology annotation, molecular function: protein binding.